Messenger RNA from Nothobranchius furzeri (turquoise killifish), 7692 nucleotides. It is a transcript of the gene usp20, whose product is annotated as ubiquitin specific peptidase 20. Gene Ontology annotation, molecular function: cysteine-type deubiquitinase activity; zinc ion binding. Lineage: Eukaryota; Metazoa; Chordata; Actinopteri; Cyprinodontiformes; Nothobranchiidae. The record is from RefSeq and is a predicted model, not a curated record. Gene Ontology annotation, biological process: protein deubiquitination. Gene Ontology annotation, cellular component: cytoplasm.
CGUCGUGCCGUUCCGAACCGUGCUCGUUCUUCGCUGCUUGAGAAGAGGGUUGGGGGGGCUGUUUUCAGGAUGUUGGGUCGGUGCAUGACGUUGCUCAGUUCUCAUUUUUGCUAGCAUACUAUCAUGUUUUUUUACGCUAACGUGAGCUAACGUUAGCCGUGACCGUUAUGAGUCUCGGCGCUGCGUGUCUCCUGUGCGACUUGUUCAUAGCAGCUGUCACCGGUACACACCGGAGGUUUUCCUCUCCUUUCGUAGCAGAAAUAGUGAGAAGCAAACAUGGCAGAACAAGACGUUUGUCCCCACAUGGACUCCAUAGGCGAGGUGACAAAAGAGGAUCUGAUCCAGAAAUCUAAGGGAACUUGUCAGUCAUGUGGAGCUGGGGGCCCAAACUUGUGGGCUUGUUUGCAGAGUGACUGUCCUUAUGUUGGUUGUGGGGAGUCCUAUGCUGAUCAUAGCACCCUGCAUGCACAGACCAAGAAGCACAACCUGACCGUGAACCUGACAACCUUCAGGAUCUGGUGUUAUGUGUGCGAGCGGGAGGUGUUUUUAGAUCAGAAACCAGCUCUGGUUCCUGUUCCGGCCGCUCCUCAUCACUGCAAAGCCACAGAGCAGGAGGCAGUUCCUCUGGCAGCAAGUCACCCACUGAAAGCAGUACCAAUCGCUGUGGCGGAAGAAGGGUCAGAAUCAGAGGAGGAUGAGCUUAAACCCAGAGGUUUGACAGGCAUGAAAAACAUUGGGAAUUCCUGCUACAUGAAUGCUGCUCUUCAGGCCCUGUCCAACUGUCCUCCUCUCACUCAGUUUUUCCUGGACUGUAGCGGGUUGGUCCGGACCGAUAAGAAGCCGGCUCUGUGUAAAAGCUACCAGAAACUGAUCUCAGAACUCUGGCAUAAGAAACGGCCCAGUUAUGUUGUUCCCACCAGCCUGUCUCAUGGCAUCAAAUUAGUAAACCCCAUGUUUCGAGGUUAUGCCCAGCAGGACACUCAGGAGUUCCUACGCUGUCUGAUGGACCAGUUACACGAGGAGCUGAAAGAGCCGCUGACUGAGUGCAGCCUGAGUGUCGAGGGAAGCGACGGGGAGGAGAGGAGAGACGGGGACCGCUCUCCAUCCGAAGAUGAAUUUCUGUCCUGUGACUCCGGCUCCAGCAGUGACCGGGGGGAGAGUGGAGGGCUGGGCGACGGCGAGCUGCUCCUGCAGGACGAGUGUGACGGGUUCAGGCCCCCGUCCAUGGGGAUGGCCGGAAUCGUCUCUCCAGCGGUGAUCUCGGAGAAGGAGAGGCUGAAGGAGAAGAGGAUGUCUGGCUCACCGCUGCGUGGAGGCUCACAGGAGAUGGAUGAAGAUGCGGAUGUGGACACAUCAGCUGAGGAGCAGGCUCCUUGGAGGACAGAGGAGGAGCAGUCAGCUCCAGAUGCACACACCGAAGUCCAAAGUCAGGAAAAUAACCAGACAUCUGCUUCAGGGCAAGUCCAGAGCAACAGUACCUCAGAACCAGAUAAUGAAGCAUCAAUGCCCCAACCGCAGUCCAGUCCCUGCAGUCCGGUACGGACUCUCCAGGAGCUGCAUCCCAAACUGUCAUCCAGUCCACCACGCUCCAGCCCCCUCCGCUCAGCUGGACCUGCAUACUCCUUCAAAAAGGCUCAGCUGCUGCUCAGUUCCAGGAAGAAGAAGCAGUCUCACUAUCGCAGCGUAAUCUCAGACAUCUUUGACGGCUCCAUCCUCAGUCUGGUCCAGUGUUUAACCUGUGACAGGGUUUCCACCACGGUAGAGACCUUCCAGGACCUAUCCCUGCCCAUUCCGGGCAAGGAAGACUUGGCGAAGCUGCAUUCCUCCAUCCAUCAGAACCUGCCAAUGAAGACCGGCGUCUGCCCCGACACCUACGGCUCACAGGGCUGGAUCGCUUACAUCAUGGACUCCAUACGCCGGUUUGUUGUCUCAUGCAUCCCCACUUGGUUUUGGGGGCCCAUGGUUACUCUGGAGGACUGCCUCGCUGCCUUUUUUGCUGCAGAUGAGCUGAAAGGAGACAACAUGUACAGCUGCGAGAGAUGUAAGAAGUUGCGAAAUGGGGUCAAAUACUGCAAAGUGCUAAAACUCCCUGAGAUUCUUUGCAUUCACCUGAAGCGUUUUCGACACGAGAUCAUGUAUUCAUUCAAGAUCAGCAGCCAUGUGUCGUUCCCGCUGGAGGGCCUCGACAUGCAGCCUUUCCUGGCUAAAGACAGCCCAUCUCAAGUCACCACCUACGAUCUGCUGUCAGUCAUCUGCCAUCAUGGCACGGCAGGAAGUGGUCAUUAUAUAGCUUACUGUCAGAAUGUGAUUAACGGUCAGUGGUAUGAGUUUGAUGACCAGUAUGUGACAGAAGUCCACGAGACGGUGGUGCAGAAUGCAGAGGCCUACGUUUUGUUUUAUAGGAAAAGCAGCGAGGAGUCGGUCCGAGAGAGACAGAAGGUGGUGGCUCUGGCCAACAUGAAGGAGCCCAGCCUGCUGCAGUUUUACAUCUCCAGAGAAUGGCUGAACAAGUUCAACACCUUCGCCGAGCCAGGCCCCAUCAGCAAUCACACGUUCCUCUGUCAGCACGGAGGUAUUCCUCCUAAUAAGUACCACUAUAUUGACGAUUUAGUUGUGAUCGUUCCUCAGAAUGUGUGGGAAUACCUUUACAACAGUUUUGGAGGGGGCCCAGCUGUCAACCACCUGUACAUGUGCGCCAUCUGUCAGGUGGAGAUCGAAGCUCUUGCGAAACGUAGGAAAACCGAAAUCGACACCUUCAUCAAGUUGAACAAAGAGUUCCAGGCUGAGGAGGCGCCGACGGUCAUCCUGUGUAUCAGCAUGCAGUGGUUCAGAGAGUGGGAGGCCUUCGUCAAGGGCAAAGACAACGAGCCACCAGGUCCUAUUGACAACAGUAAAAUUGGCGUUAUGAAAGGAGGACACUUACAGCUGAAGCAAGGUGCCGAUUAUGGCCAGAUAUCAGAGGAGACAUGGCAGUACUUGUUGGGCAUUUAUGGCGGAGGUCCUGAGAUUGCAAUUAGACAGACGGUGGCCCCGGCUGACCCCGACAGUCUUCAUGGAGAGAGGAAGAUCGAGGCGGAGACCAGAGCACUUUGAGACUGACAAAGGUCUCCUGAUUCCUUCCCACUCCUGCCCUCACAAGCAGCUGAUGAAUUUGCACCUUGGUGAUGAAGCAUUGUGAGCACUUUGUAAAUGUAGAAACACAUUAUCUCAAAGCCAAGUUGCAAGAAGAGGAAACGGUACCUAAAUAUUACAGUUUUAGCUCAGAAAUCUGCCGUUAAGGUUUAAAAAAACGACUUUGUGUUGCAUCUCCAGAGCUGGUUUUGGUCACCGUGGUGUCUCAGUGGCUGCUGUAGUGGCUAGAUGUCAUGUACCGCUUAAACGGCCGCAACCGGCGGACAGCUGCCGGUGUCACAAACCAGAACGGCGCAGGCCGAUGUUUAGCGUGGAGACUUUUCUUUUUCCUCACUGGAAGCAACAAUUAAGAUAUACAAAGUGGUUUUCUGCUGUAUGUCUGUUUGCUAGUUACUAGCAUAGCAACAAACGCAGACCCGGAGUGAGAAACUCUUGUUUUCACCUUAAACACAUCAUGCACUGAGCCCUCAGGAAUGGAAGUCUUUUUGUUAGUUUUGGCGGCUGACAUUUUUAUAGCAGGUUUGUUUAGCUCUAAAAACAUGCAUGUGCGAGUUAUGCACAAUUAUUUCUGAGCUCAAACUGCAUGCAGCUGCAAGUAAGAGCGUUCUGCUGUAAAGCUGAGAUGCUGCGUUCUUGUUUUCUGAAACGGACAGUUUUGUUUGUUUACAUGCUCAGAGUUAUUUAAUAUAAACCUGCUUUUGUAAAGUUUCUUCCAGCUGGAUGGGGAAAUAGGCAUAAGUGCAUAUAUACAUGUGAAUAUUAACAUUUCAUCAGUGAAACAAAAAGGAGAGAAAGGUAACGACUCAUCAGAGGUGAUGAGAGAAACUUUUUCAUCAGUUCUUCAGUUGCAGGCUUUAAAGGUGUGGGUGCCUGAAAGAACAUUUUUUCAAAUGUUUUUUUCUGAUUAUAAUCUGUCACUCUUGAGUUUUUCAUCCAGGCUGAACAGGAAAAUGGUCUCCUACACCUAUCUCCUGCAUUAGCUUCUGGUAGAAAAUAGAUGAUGAAAAUCCCGGAUUUGAACAUUCUCACAGAUCUACGUCACACUGUUAAUUAGCAUUCAUGGACUCAUCCAUCUCGACUCACGACGAGGAAGGCUGUUGUUGUUUUAACAUCCAGGAAACGGCAGCGGACGUUUCGACUAGUUUAAGCUUACCGUUAGCAUUAGCAACAUCACCACACGGCAGAACUCCUUCAGGUUUUGUGCUAUUUGUGGAGAUAAAACAUCCACGUUGCAAGUCAGUGGUAGAGUCACAUUACUGUUAUUCAAUGUGGGUCACUGCUAGUUCCUGGACUUACAAGGCAGAGACCACUGCAUAUGUAUUGAUUAAACAAGUCAACCACUGCUCCGAUGUUUGAGAAAGGUUUGUUAAUAACAGGCCAUUACGUCAGGUUUUUACCAUGUUUUAUUUUCUUAUGUUUAGCUCUUCAGUGAAUCAGGAAUCCAAAUAUGUCCAAUGAAACAGUUUUGAAAAACAUAUUUGUGCAUCUGUGGAUUUUUAUCAACAAUAUGUUUGUUAGUGAUCCUGAUCAUGAGUAGUUGCACCUUCAUAACCUUUAUACUCACUUUAUUAUCCUCGUGGUUAUUCUCAUUUCACAUUGAGUUAGGAAGGGAUGAUGUAAGCGACAGUGAAGGAUUUGGUUUAGGACAUCUAUUUAAAUAAUUUGAGCAGGAUUUUUGGAGCUAAAGUAUUAGUUCAACUUGUCAGCCCAACUACUUUUACUUUUGACUUCUUUUCCUCCUAUAACAUGCUGAGAUGCAACAUGGAUGUUGAAACUAGUCACAUGUGCACAAUUGUACAUUGGCACAGACUUUCACUGAUUUAGUUGGGAUCGUUUCUUGCCAAGUCAAGCUCUGGAAGUGGAAAACAUUUCUUAGGAGGAAAUUUAUUUAGAUUUAGGAAGAAAUAAAUGAGGCACCUUUUGGUCUGGAGUCGGGGCUGCAUCAGGUUUGAUGUGCUGUUCACUCUUUUUUUCUAUUUGAAAUUUACUCAUAUAUUGUUACAGUUAACAAUCAGUAAGGUUUUAAAUUCAGUCAAAAAUAUUCAGGUUUAAUUAUGUAGAACUACUAAAGCUUGUCUGAAGUCCCGUCAUUGAACCACGAUGCCUUCAAGCCACAGACACACCCACCAUAUUCAGUUAGAGGUGGGACUCUGUUAUAUUCAGAUCUUUCCACAAUGCUUUAAUUUCUAAGGAAUCACCCAUCUUGACUUUCUGUUGUUCUAUUUUUGUUGAAACAAAACCUGCAAGACGUGUUUGACAGAAGACUCAAGUGUGUCAGGAAAAGCUAAACUCUCCAGAAUCUGAAUGAGUAGAUAUUGUAAAUAGGAAAAAAUGUAGUAUAAAUAUUAUAUCUUAAAUAAGUCGUACUUUAAGAAAAAUAGAUGAGGGUUUUUUCAGCAGAAAAGGUUGAUUUUACGAUGACAUUAGCUAGUUAGCAGCUAGCAAUCUUUGAGCUUGCUAGCUGCAGCUCCCUGAUAAACUUAACAAACAUCUUCUGCUCGAAAUUUUAAAGUAUACACUUUAAAACCUUGAACACAAACUUCACUGGAAAAUAAUUAACUGUUACCAACUAAGCUAGCAGCAAGUUAGCGGUUUUAGCUUUUGGAUGUAGCAUCAGAGUCUGUUCUUUAACUUUUACCCAUUUAGUCUUGUUUUCAGACAUUUAUUUGUUCUCUUCGAGGCUUGAGCUGUCCCCCUGACACAUCAAGAAGCGAGAACAUAGCUCAAAAAAUUUUACAUGAACACAGUUCUCACCACAUAUUUGCUUUGGAAACGUAAGCUAGGUAAAAAUUAUUUUUUUUAAAUCUAGUAAAUUACUUAAUGUACUUUUGUUGUUUUUGAAGCAUUUUUAAAAGUGCAUUAUGUAGAAAUGAAGUAAAAACACACCCUUUACUGCAACCACUUUAAACACUCUGGAGCUUUUUGCCGGCCGUUGUCAAAUUACAAUUGUCGGCGCUGCAUUAUUAGCUCGCAGGAGACGGCAGCCCCGCUCUCACUGGUAAACCAUAGUUACGUCCCUCCUUACUUUGUUUUGAAAGGAGAACAACUGACAAUCCCCACAGCCAGCUGGAUAUAUGUUUAAGUAUAACCAUUCUUCCAAAAUGACUGAAACAUUACUCUUGGGAUUUUCUCACUGUAAAAUUCUACCUAUAUUCUUACAUACUGCACCUUUAAUAAAAAGGGAUGUGUUCUGGCAGAUGAUGGAUAUUUUAUUCAAGGUUAAUCUUUUUAUAGAGUAAAGUCCAACUUUCACAUUUGUUUUUUUGACUGUGUUACCUUGAAACGUCUUGUAAAUGGGACAUGACUUAAAGUGACAAUUUGUAGUUUUUAACCAAUAAUCUCUAAAAAAUAUCCAUCGAAAAGAUUCCCCGUUGCUGAAAAACAUUGGCCGUUUCAGAACAUAUAAUCAUAGAAAUCCGUUCUAAAAUACAUGGGAGUGGGUCUAAGUCUCUGGGAGACGCCAUAUUGGAAAGGAAGAAAACUAUCUUUUAUAUAGCGCCUCUCAAGAUAAAUUUGGAUGCCAUGUUUCCUUCUACAGAAACCCGUGAGGACAUAAUGCUUUUACUGAUUUGUAACAAACGGUUUUAUAACUUUCACCAUUAAUAAGCGCUGCCGCUUUACACAUUUACCUCUUCAGUCAUUGCCAGUGAUGAAAGGGAAUCUGAUGAUCUAUUUAUUUUGGUGGAGAUUGCACUCCCAGGGUGUUUUGACCCUAAUGGCCAUCCGUUGUUAAGGUCUUAUUUGAACACAAAAAUAAUGCUAACUUGCAAUGAUUUAGGUAUGUACUGCCCCCUAUCCCCAGGGAAACUACACACUGUCGCUUUAACUUAAAAUGUCUUAACUGUUUGCUAUUCAUCUCCAUCAUUGUGGGACCAACGCCGGUAAAGAUAAGAUCUUAUUGGUAUCAAUUCUAUUCAAAGAUGUUAAAAUCUAUUCUAUUUCUAGUUAAUAUUUUUGUCUUUAACUCCUAAUUUUCCACACGUCCACAUUUAUUUUCUUUAAUUUUCAUAAGAAAAGGUCACUGAUGGGUUUUGUUGCACAAGUUUGUCUUUUCACACAUUACCAUUCUUUAUCAGGAGACUAUUGAUGUUGCAAAAGUAUGUUUUAUAUUAGUAUAUAGAUACAUUUAGGGGGAACAAGUGCAAUCCAAAUUAGUGCAAUCUUCGGAGACACUAGUAUACUAUUUGAACAGCUGCCAGUAAAAGCUGAGACAGUGCAGCCUGUUGUAGCCCAGUGUUAAGGAGUCCUUAAUGAUAAUUAUUUAAUUAUCUCCACCCUGUAAAUAUGUAAGGUCAUGUUGCAGCAUGCAGAUGCGUGUGACGGAUUUCCAACCUGGAAAAGACGAGUUACUGUGGUUGAACACUUUAUUGCAAAUAUCACGGCUAACGAGGUUUUGUGUGACUCACGUUUUCCAUGCAUUUUACGAAGUGCGGCUCUUGUGGUCAAGCCCUUGGUGAUUUUUAAGCUGUGGUCAACCAUAGUUCAGUGGGAUGUCUUGAUAUGUUACUGAUGUAAUUAUUAUGACCGAUUUAAUGAUUAAAAUUUCCUUCUGGAUCUGAA